CGCAUCGGCAUUAGCAUCCACAUCACAAAUGGUUCGCUUUGUGGAUAUGGCCGCCAUUGAGGGGGCGAGGGGCAUGGAUAUGGACGCGUGCAGGACAUCCCUUUGUGCUCCCCUUUGCGUUGGCUGAGGUCGAGAUACUUUAAAAGCUUGCACAUACCAACGAGACUGGCAACUUUCGAUGCAUCCACCACCUCUUCCGGUUCUCUAAACACCAACCACGACUCUCCGCAAACAUAUACACCCACAUUCACCCUCAUGACAUCUGCAACUCGCCCCAAGCAACAGCAGCAGCAGCUCGAGUCUCCGCACACAAGCAGCUCGGCCACCAUGGCCCGCGCCAGCUUCGUCGACCGCUUGCCGCAGCUGCACCUCGGCUUCCGCAGCGGUAGGCAUGUCACGCCGACGGCCGAAGUGGAUGCAUGCGCAGCAGACGCCUUCAGCACCCUCAGCCUGCAGCAAGCACUGCCCAGGACCCCCGAGGCCAAUGCCUGUCAGAAUCAUCCAUGGGCCGCCACCGGCGGCGUACCACCCGCACCAAAACGCCAGAGAGGCGAGCAGAAUCACAAGCGCAAGAAGUCGAGCCAACAUGGCGCCGCUGCUGCUGCUGCUGAGAGCGCAGAGCCGAGCAGCAGCGAUACAGACAACUCGGUCUCUCACGGUCGCCGCGCAAAUACUCUGCGAUGCAAAAUUCCCAGCCGCACUCUACCACGCGCAAGCAGCGUCACCUCGUCCGAGGAUCGCAGCUCACUGCUGUCACCCGCUGCGCCGCUGCUGCAGCAGAGCGACCGCUUCGAGAGCUUCCCGCUUCCUUCACCCGUUGAGUCCACCUCGAGCGUCGGCAACGGGCACUCCCUCUCUCGCAAACAUCUCACCGCUUUCAAUACCAUGGUGAAUCCUGCGGACGCACAGGCUGUCGUCCAAAUGCACACACAGCAGGGCGCCGCCGCCGAGGAGACGCGCUUCUUGCCUGCUACUGGCGGCCGAGACCCGGAAAGCAAGUCCAGGGCGUGGCUCGCACAAUGCUCCGCCGCGCUCUCGCAGAUAAUCCGAGCGCCAUCUUCCUCGCAGCAGCCAUCCCACUGGGCUUCAUUCUCUACCAGGUCGCCAUCGCCCUGGACGCCGUCGCUGGCCGACUCGCUUAGCGCUUCUUCCCCUCCGUCCUUCCUGGCAGACCCGACCAUGUCGCCCCCGAGCACCGUCGAGCGCUCUAGCACGCCGCAUAUCACAAAUUCCUCACAUUCUCCCGCGUCCUGCACCCGCUCCAAAGCCAAACGCGCAGCGGCGGCGGCGCAGGCGACCCGCCCGCUGCAGCCGCACGACGCCGCGAUCUACAUCCCGUCCGUCCUGACGCUCGCCCGAUCGACAACGACGAACCGCCCCCCGGCGGAUGGGGACGCUGCAAGCACCACAAGCGACGCAGACAGCAGCGUCGCUUCGAGCUGCUACGGCGCCGCCAACACAGCCAACGCGAGCAGCAGCAGCAGCAGCGGCGGCGGCAGCUGCUGCAGCGCGAGCGCCAAUCACACUGUUCGACCCUCUCUGCCGUGGCAGCUAGGCUCCAAGAGCAGCAUCAAUGUUCGUGCCGCGGAAGCUGCGGCCUCGGCAUCCCGCGCCGCUUCCCUUCGUACGAACUGUGCCAGUGCUUCCUCCGAUCGCAUUCCGAAAGCGCGGGAUCACGGGUCCGCCCCCUCGGCUCUAUCGCCAUGCCCCCCUUCUUUGCUCGCGUUUGGCGGGCCCAUCGGACUCGGUAUCAACAUGACCGGUGGCUCCGCUGGAACCCCCUUCCACCCGAAGCCACACAGCAGCAGCAAGCAACUGCUCUCCUCUGGUGUGCAGACUCCGACACAAGAACAGAUGUCGCCUGCGAAACGCGGCCGCGCCUACUCGAGCCCCAACACGAGCGCCCAUGUGAGACACUCCGACGGCAUCUCCGCCGCGGGCGCGAGCAGCAGCUUUGGCGUUUUUACCAUGAGCAGUGUCGACAGGUCGUGCAGCGGAUCCAGCGCCUCGUCCUCCUCGCAUUUGCACUCACCCACGCGACGGUCCAUGUCCUUCUCACUGUCGCCCUCCAGCUCGCGCGCGCGCCUCGGCACGCCAUUCUCAGUCAGCGGGAGCUGCGGUGUCGGUGUCGGCGUCGGUGUCAUGAUUGGUGCUGGGCGCAAUCGAAGCGUCAUGCCGGAUUACUUUGGCGACACCUGGCGCUCGGCGUCCGCUCGUCGUGUCUGCUAGUUCCUUCAGCCAUUUGGAGCCUCCACCCGCGUCGUUGCUGGACGCUUUUUCGCCCUACACUUGGCGCGCAAAGCGCCAAGACUCGGAUGCCGUAUCUCCCACUUUUCCUCUCGCCUGCGCUCACUCUGCGGAAAAAAUGUAAUUGGCGCAUCGUUUCUUGAGAUUCAUUCGACACUACUGUAUCCGUAACGCGCCGCGCGCGCGUGCCUACUUAUCGCCCUUGCUUUUACCUUGUCUCCCCAAAAUGUAUAUUGUACUUGA
Molecule: messenger RNA, 2490 nt
Organism: Tilletiaria anomala UBC 951
Lineage: Eukaryota; Fungi; Basidiomycota; Exobasidiomycetes; Georgefischeriales; Tilletiariaceae
Exons: 1
Coding region: 256-2229 (657 amino acids)
Source: RefSeq, a predicted model, not a curated record